GGGCAGGGCCGGCAGGGGAGCGCGAGAGAGGCGGGCGCUUUGGCGGAUCAUGUGAUGAGCCCGCUGUUCUCGGCGGCCGCUUGGCUUUUCCCUCCGCCUCUCCUUGUUUCUGGAAGCUGCUGCUGGUCUCGUCUGGACUUGGGGGCUGCCGGCCGACGCCUCCUCCGGCUCUCCCACCGCCUUCCUCUUCGGAAGAUGGGCAGCCCAUUGGCCGCGGCUCCUGCGUGCUGUGCCGGGGGGCUGCUUGGCUGAGGCGCGGCCGCUGGGGAGGGAGCGGCGAGCGGAGUCGACAGCCGCACACAAAGGGCGCCGCCAGCCCAGCUUCCUCCUCCUCCUCCUGCCUUCUAAGUUGGAAACCUUCAGAGGAACUAUCUAAAGCUAGAGUUUCUGGACCCUGUAGAAGUGAAGUCAACAGAAAAACGCUUACAUACUCCCAUCUCUUCCUCCAUUUUUUGAUGGGAGCUGUUUAUUGAAUUCGAAGAUGACCUGCAGUAGAGUUGUGUUCCACUUUUGAAGUACAAGGAUUCUCACAUGACUUUCACUUCCAGAAAUAGGUCCCUUGGGUUGCAGGCUAGAUUGCCAGAAAUAGUGGCUGAGUGAAAAUUCAACAGGCAACUGUAAACAGCAGAAGGACGUCUGUGGACACUUGGUGAAUGAAGAACAAGUGAACGUAUCACACAGAAAUGGCUGCAUGGAUUUGGGUACUGAGCAUUCUGAGCUAUUCUUGCUUUACCUGUGCAUUAAGGCAUAAGACAUCUGAUUCCUUCACAAGCAAGACAGAGCUGAGCCAUCUGGCAGUGAACCACGAGACGGGAACUGUUUACUUAGGAGCCAUGAAUUUCCUGUAUCAACUUACAAAAGACUUGAAACCGUAUCCCUCAAUAGGUGAUGUAACAACUGGACCUCACAAUGAUAACAAAAUGUGCACUCCUCCUAUUGAUGAAAGUCAGUGCACUGAAGCAAAGUUAACUGACAAUUACAACAAGAUUCUUUUGCUGGACACAUUGGAGAAAAAGAUUGUGAUUUGUGGGAGCCUAUUUAAAGGCAUUUGUUCCAUUAGGGAGCUUGAGAACAUUUCAAACAGAACUUAUUACGAGAAUGGCAGCGGAGAAAAAUCAUUUGUUGCAAGUAAUGAUGAGAAUGUCGCCACAGUGGGGCUCAUCACCUCUUUGGAAAAAGGCAGAAUGAUGUUUGUGGGAAAGGGGAAUGGGGUAAGUGACAAUGGGAUCAUAAUCAGUACCCGGCAGCUUUUUAAUAAGGAGGGGAGAGAAAUUUUUGAACUAUAUGCAGAUCCUGCAGUCAUUAAAUCAGCGUACCCUUCCUCAAGCACACAAGAGUUUCUAUACAUCUUCGAAGACAACCGAUACGUGUACUUUAUUUUCAAUGAGCAUUUGAAACAGCCCCUUAAAAACCGGACAAUCAUUGCACGGCUCUGCAAGGAGGAUGAACAUUAUCAUUCCUACUUUGAAAUGGACCUGGAAUGUAAAGACAAGAGUGGCCCUUACAACCAAUGCAAUGCGGUCUAUGCUGCUGCUCCCGGGCAGAUUCUUUUGGACAGUAUCACACUGUCAAGACAAGAUGAUAUUGCCCCAUCAGAGAAAAUACUGAUUGCCCUUUUCCAAAGGAUCAACAAAGAUAAAAAUUCAUUGGAAUCAGCUUUGUGUAUGUUUUCCUUGAGACAGAUCAAUCAGAAAAUGGAAGAAAAAAGGGAGAAAUGCUACAAGAGGAGUGGCCUGGGUGUUUUUUACAAACCAUUUGUAGCAGAUAGUGUUCUAUGUAAUAGUAAAACUCAUCAGGAUCUUCUUAGCCAAACUUUCCCAUGUGGUUCUGAACAUUUGCCCUACCCUCUGGGAAGCAAAGAGGGAAUCACAACUGAACCUCUAUUGAAAAAGGAAGGUGUUAAAUUAACUGCAGUGACCUUUGCAGUCGAGAAUGAUCACACCGUGGCGUUUGUAGGAACUGCCGAUGGAAGAAUACUGAAGGUAUUUCUGGCUAAUCCUGCAAAGGAGUAUGGUGGUGGUGUGUUUGAAAAAAAUCAAGCUAUUAAGAAGGAUCUUGUCCUUGAUGCUCUCCAAGAGCACUUGUACCUGAUGACUGCAAACAAGGUAUUUCGAUUACCUGUCCAGGAAUGUGAUAUUUAUUAUACCUGUGAUCAGUGUAUUAAUGCUCAGGAUCCUUAUUGUGGUUGGUGUGUGACAGAGGGAAAGUGUUCAAAGAAAAAAGACUGUGAAAGAUCGGCUAGGGCAAAUAAUUGGCUCUGGAGCCCAAAUGGAAUUUGCUUGACUAUUACAAGAGCUCAGCCGCAGAAUAGGAGUCGCAGAGUCCCAGGGAAGGUAGAAUUGACUCUAAGCCCUAUGCCAGUUUUAAAUGAAGAUGACCAGCUACAGUGUCAAUUUGGUGAAACGAGCCAUCCGGCAGAGUUAAUAGAUGAAGCUGUUAUCUGUCGUCCUCCAGAGGUAAUCCCUCCAACACCUAAAGGCCAAGACCAUGUGUUAGUUCAACUGAAUCUGACCUUUGGUGAUGGUAUAUUUUUUGCAUCAAGUACAUAUCCUUUUUAUGACUGUGGAGAAGCGAUAAAUCUUUCAAAAAAUGAACCAUGCUUCUCCUGUGCAAGCAGUAGAUGGAAUUGUGAGUGGGACUGGCAUAAUCAUAGCUGUGAGGAUUCAUCCUUAGAAGAAGAUGUAAUUAAACAAAAUAUGGAGGAAGAGUGUCCACAGUUUCUAAAUCCCAACCCUGAAAUAAUACCUAUGGAUUAUAUAACAGAAAUACACUUUGAAGGGAAGAAUCUAGACAAUUAUCAGGGUAAAUCUUUCCUUAUUGGGAAUGAGGAAUUUGACUUUGAGAGCACUGUGGAACAGUCAUCUGAUGUAACUUUCUCCUUUAAAAGUCGGAAGUUUCCCCACACAAGUGAAACUUUGCCACUUAAUUUAUACAUAAAAACUAAUCAUGUCAAGAUUGACAGCAAGCUGAUGGUGACUUUAUACAGCUGUUCCUUUGGUCGGAGCGAUUGCAGCUUGUGUCUUGCAGCUGAUCCCAAGUAUGAAUGUGUCUGGUGUGAAAACAGCUGUGUUUACUCAAAAGUAUGCCUAACUCCUACCACCAUCUGUCCUCCUCCAGUCAUUACUCAGAUUGAACCAAAGAAUGGACCACUAAGUGGUGGAAUUUUGUUGACCAUAAUGGGAUCUAAUUUGGGCAUAAGAGCUGAAGAUGUCACAGACAUAAUGGUGGCAGGCACUAAUUGUAUAUUUAAAGAAGAAUUCUACUCUGUUUCUACCAAGGUCGUGUGUAAAGUUGAAGGGGUACAGGAAGCAAGGCGAGGUGAAAUUGUAGUUGAUGUAAAUGGACAACAAGGCAAAUCAAUGAGCGAAGUGCAGUUUACAUAUCAGGAUCCAAACCCUACAGGAAUACAUCCCAGAAAAGGUCCCCAAGCUGGAGGAACCAUCCUAACUAUCACUGGCACAAACUUGGACACUGGCUCAAGACAAGAUGUUAAUAUUUCCCUUGACAGUGUGCCCUGUGAAGUUAUCCAGUUUGGUGAAGAAAUUGUUUGUGUUACUGGAUCAAAUAACAAGGUUGGGAAUGCUAUUGUAACAGUACAGCAUGGAAGCACUGGAAAACAAAUAGAGCAUGAACCCUUCACCUAUACAGAGAAUCCUAAAAUUGAUGGCAUCCAGCCCAAAACAAGCAUACGCAGUGGAGGACGAAAUAUUACUGUGACUGGGAGUGGUUUUGACAUCAUUCAGAAGUUUUCUGUGGAAGUCCUAGUUGAACCUUUUGGGGAUUUCUUAUCAAAGAAGAGGCGAAGGCGGCAGAUACAGAAAUCACAGAAGUUUGAAGGAGAAGUUAUCUCAAAAUUGAAUGACACUGCAAUAGUCUUCUUGUCUCCACCAGUCGUGGAAGAUCCAGAAAGCUAUAAAAUUACUACACUUAUUAAAAUGGAUGGGUACGUGGAGCCAUUACAAGAUCCAUUGCAGUAUUUCUCCGAUCCAACCUUUGAAAAUUUCACAGAUGGUGUCAAGAAGCAAGUCAACAAGCUGAUUCAUGCAAAGGGCAGUAAUCUGAACAAAGCCAUGACAAUCGAAGAGGCUCAAGCAUUUGUAGGAGAGCAACCCUGCAUCAUAAAAACCUUGACUGAGACGGAUUUAUACUGUGAGCCACCAGAAGUGCAGCCCCCUCCAAAGAGAAGGCAGAAAAGAGAUACAGUUAAUAACCUGCCAGAAUUCAGCGUGAAAUUUGGCUUCAAAGAAUGGGUCCUUGGAAGAGUGGAAUAUACCCAAGUGAGUGACUUACCGCUGAGUCUGAUUUUGCCAUUAGUCCUGAUUCCCAUGGUGGCCAUUAUCAGCAUCUCAAUCUAUUGCUACAGACGAAAAAGUCAACAAGCAGAACGAGAAUACGAAAAAAUUAAAUCACAACUUGAAGGCUUGGAGGAAAGCGUCAGAGACAGGUGCAAAAAGGAAUUUACAGAUCUAAUGAUAGAAAUGGAAGAUCAAACAAAUGAUAUCAAUGAAGCAAGAAUUCCUGUGCUGGACUACAAGACUUACACAGACAGAGUUUUCUUUCUGCCAUCCAAGGAUGGAGAAAAAGAUGUCAUGAUCACAGGGAAACUAGAUAUUCCUGAAGCAAGGAGGGCUACUGUAGAACAGGCUCUGAAUCAAUUCUCCAAUCUCCUCAACAGUAAAUCGUUUCUCAUUAACUUCAUUCACACACUGGAAAAGCAAAGGGAAUUCUCAGCACGUUCAAAAGUUUAUUUUGCGUCUCUGUUGACUGUAGCUUUGCAUGGGAAAUUAGAGUACUAUACUGACAUCAUGAGGAUGUUGUUCUUGGAGCUGAUGGAACAGUAUGUGGUGGCCAAAAACCCUAAGCUGAUGCUCAGAAGAUCAGAAACUGUUGUGGAAAGGAUGCUUUCCAACUGGAUGUCCAUUUGUCUGUAUCAAUACCUUAAGGACAGUGCUGGAGAACCUCUUUAUAAGUUGUUCAAGGCUAUCAAGCACCAGGUGGAAAAAGGUCCUGUAGAUGCUGUACAAAUGAAAGCCAAAUAUACACUGAACGACACUGGUUUAUUGGGAGAUGAUGUAGAAUAUUCACAACUGACUGUGAAUGUAAUUGUCCAAGAUGAAGGUACGGAGUCUGUGCCCGUAAAGGUACUCAAUUGUGAUACUAUUUCUCAAGUAAAGGAGAAGAUAAUAGACCAAGUCUACCGGAAUUUACCUUAUUCACAGUGGCCAAAGCCUGACAGUGUAGUUCUUGAGUGGCGUCCAGGUUCUACUGCACAGAUACUCUCAGACUUGGACUUAACAUCCCAGAGAGAUGGCAGGUGGAAACGUAUCAAUACCUUGAUGCACUAUAAUGUACGGGAUGGGGCUACUCUCAUCUUGUCUAAAAUGUGGAUCUCCCAACAGCCAGAAGAUCACCAACAAGACAUGCCAGAGGAAAGGCAUGCCUUAUUAGAAGAGGAAAAUAAGAUCUGGCAUCUCGUUCGGCCAGUAGACGAAGUUGAUGAGGGGAAAUCAAAAAGAGGGAGCAUGAAGGAGAAGGAAAGAACCAAAGCUAUUACCGAAAUCUACCUGACAAGACUUCUCUCUGUGAAGGGUACGCUUCAGCAGUUUGUAGAUAACUUUUUUCACAGUGUACUUGACUCAAACCAUGUUGUGCCACCAGCUGUGAAAUACUUCUUUGAUUUCCUUGAUGAGCAAGCAGAAAAGCACGAAAUCAAAGAUGAGGAUACAAUCCACAUCUGGAAAACAAAUAGCUUGCCACUUAGGUUUUGGGUGAACAUAUUGAAAAACCCGCAUUUCAUUUUUGAUGUUCAUGUUCACGAAGUAGUGGAUGCUUCCUUGUCAGUCAUCGCACAGACUUUCAUGGAUGCUUGCACAAGAACGGAGCACAAAUUAAGCAGGGAUUCUCCAAGUAAUAAGUUGCUCUAUGCAAAAGAGAUCUCUACAUAUAAGAAGAUGGUAGAAGAUUAUUACAAAGGUAUUCGCCAAAUGGUACAAGUGAGUGACCAGGAUAUGAAUACACAUCUAGCAGAGAUUUCUAGGGCACACACAGACUCAUUAAACACACUUGUGGCUUUACACCAGCUCUAUCAGUAUACGAACAAAUACUAUGAUGAGAUCAUAAAUGCACUUGAAGAGGACCCAGCUGCACAGAAGAUGCAACUUGCUUUUCGAUUACAACAGAUAGCAGCUGCGUUAGAGAAUAAAGUGACUGACCUUUGAUUUGAAAGCUGCAAUAAAGAAGUCUGAUCUGAAGAUGUAUAAAUUCAUUCUUCCUGAUAAGGAAAUAGUGUUCUAUUUUUUAAUGUGUAAUUACAACUUUAAAAGAGGGGAAAUCAUUUUUUUAUAGCAAAGCUGUAAUGUAAAGAGUUUUUACUGUAAAUUAUGCUUCUAAUUAAAAUCCUGUGUUGUGUGUGAAUGAGUUUCUACUUGGAAAUGAGGGGCAGUCCUUAGGGGGUGGGGGGAUGGUAAAGUUAUAGCUCAUUUAAUCAACUAGUACAAUCUUGAAGCAUCAGCAUUCUUAGAAUUCGUUAUUCUAGUAAAUUCACUCUAUAUUAUUCUUUAUAUUUUAAGCAAUAUUUGUACUGGAAAAGUGAUAGCAUAUUGGAAAAAUAAAUGCAAUAGCCCCCUUUUGAUUUCAAUAAUUGGAAAUAGAUUUUUUAAAAAUCUUUUUGAAUUCCCAUUGUCUGUAUUCUGCUCAUAAUGAGUAGGAUAAAAGACACAUUUGCUACAUCUUUUCUGUUAAGGCAAUAUGCUGGAUUUUAGUACCAUACAUCUUUACAUACAUGAUAACUAAGUGCUGAAAACAAUCGUGGUAGCGACUGCAGCUCUUAAACUCAGUUUUCUGAGAUGAAAGUGGGCAUGCUGUGGAUGAACUGGAAUAGUUUGAUCCUUUGAUUGGGUUGGGGUCUAGGUCUCCCCAAUGCCAUCUAAACCCUUCAGGAAAAAAACCAGUUCCAGCAUCGAAUCUGAAAGAUUCUCAAUUUGAGCAACAUCACCAAGUGCUUCCAAAUAGCCAACACUGGUCUGACACACCAUUGGCAAAAAUGAGAAAAGAUCUCUAUCUACAGAUUUUUUUAUAGAUAUCAUUCAUAUUUGUCCACCAAUUAAUGGUUCUUUCGCUCUGGUUUUGCUAUAAAGGUGUCAAGAUUACACCCUGAGGAAAAGAGUCUGUGUUCAGCCAAAACAAAUGAAGUCUUUGCUGUGUAAAAGUAUGAUCAUACAGCACUGUGGUAGUGAUUGUGAUGAAAUGGUAGUAAAGGUCCAUCACCCAGAGGAGGGUUAUGUGAGCUACUGGUCUGCCAUGAAGAGAGUGAGGGAACAUACUGAAGAUAAAGUCUAAUUAGGUUCAGCAACCAUGGCAAAUUAUCGUUUCAAAUGUUCAUUUUUUGUUGUUCAUUUUUAAUGGUUACUUUUAUUAUAUAUGCUAAUGUGCCUUACUUGUACUAAUUAUGUGAAUCUGAAUGGUUUUUUGUAAAGAGAAUCAUAUCAAAAAUAUUUAUGUGUGGGUUGAUAACUUUUGUGAGAAACAUGACCAGCAGAAUGCCUGUAAUUAGCUUCUUGCCAAUUGUGUGCUGUUCAACAUGAUUCAGAUAUGUAUAUCUUUUAUUGGAAUGGUUCAUAGGAUUUUCUUUUAAACAAACAAACAAACCCAGUCCUGCAUCUUCACACCAGCCUAGGAGAUUCACUAUUUGGUUGAGGGUAGGAUUGCCCUAAAACAAACAGAAGUGUAUUAGUAAUGUAAAAUAUUUGUUGAGAAGGUGAAAAAAAAAUCCCAUGCUCCAUUUAACUGAAACACCACUUGAGCCUUGGAAUGCUGCAAUGGAUGGAAUAAUCAUCAUUAACAUAUUGCUGUGGAAAGUAAAAUAACUUGUCAAAAAUGUAAUGUGUGUUUACAAUUGAAGUCGGCUUCCAGGCAAUUUGUUAAAGCUUGGUACGUUAUCUUAAAUUGCUGUGUUGCACAAAAGAAAGCAAUCUUUGUUACAUUAUUUUCUCACCGUAGUUUCUGGAAGUUGAGUAGCAUUUUCAUGUAGUGCUGCCAUAGAAAGCUCUUUGCCUUUUGCCAUUGCUCUAUGUUCUCUGUCCUGCCCUGUCUCAAAAACUCACUUGACUCUUAACACAGUAACAGAGUUUCAGUUGCUACCUCGCCCUGUACUGGAGUCACUCUAACUUUCCCCCUUUUUGUUCAUCUUCAAAUGUAUCAAUGUUGUUCUUGAUUUCUGUGGAGCCAACUCACAGACUUUAAAACAAGUGAGCCAUGGGUUGGCUUAGAAGUAAAAAGGGAGAAGCAGGGUGUAACAUCUGAUGUCUUUCCUUUGAAUAUUUAUACUGUUACUUUCAUCUGCAUACCCAACUUAACAUGUCUGGAAUGUAAGGAACUAUGAACAGUUUGGAUCCAUUUAUGUAAGAAUUGUGUGUCAAAUUAAGCCUCUAUACUUGCCUUCUGUCUAAUCAACAUACAUAUCCAAACUUGCUAAUCUGUUUUUAUUUUGUCAUUAUUUGUAAAUCCUGUUAAUUGUAAAUCAAAUACAUUUUUCCACAAAGUGUUA
This is a messenger RNA of Sphaerodactylus townsendi, 8545 nucleotides long. RefSeq names its product plexin B2 (gene PLXNB2). Gene Ontology annotation, molecular function: semaphorin receptor activity; protein binding. Lineage: Eukaryota; Metazoa; Chordata; Lepidosauria; Squamata; Sphaerodactylidae. Gene Ontology annotation, cellular component: semaphorin receptor complex. Bases 684 to 6218 code for a protein of 1844 amino acids. Gene Ontology annotation, biological process: positive regulation of axonogenesis; regulation of cell shape; regulation of GTPase activity. The record is from RefSeq and is a predicted model, not a curated record. The transcript is spliced from 39 exons.